AUGAGCUCCCAGGUAUUGAAACUCACCCCGAGUCAAUCGACGGUUUAUCUUUCGAAUAUUCCGUUUCAUUUAACAAAUAAUGAUAUUCACAAAUUAUUCGAUGAGUAUGGAAAAGUGGUCAAGGUCACAAUUGUCAAAGAUCGUGAGACUCGUCAGAAUAAAGGUGUAGCUUUUAUUCUAUUUCUUUCAUCUGACGAUGCUCUCCGCGCGAUAGACGCUUUCAAUGGCAAAGAGUUGUAUGGACGAACAUUGAAAUGUAGUUUAGCUAUCGAUAAUGGCCGUACAAGAGAAUUUCUCCGAAAACGCCAAUAUCCAGACAAAAGUAAAUGCUUCGAAUGUGGUGAGGCAGGCCAUUUGAGUUACGUAUGUCCAAAGAAUGCAUUGGGUGAUCGACAACCACCAGCGAAGAAACGAAAGAAAGUUAAAGCCAAAAUCCAAACUGAAUCAGACUCCAAUGCUAGUGACAACGAUGAUACAUUAGUCGCAAGCAUGACUACUCAGGAUAAUUAUAUUAAAUCGAUGACGACGACGACGGAUGUUACAGUACCUGCACGAAAACGUUAUUGUCAAUCCACGUAUUUCAGCGAUGAAGAAGAAGAAAUAGUUGAAUAA
Messenger RNA from Adineta ricciae, 612 nucleotides. NCBI's taxonomy places the organism in Eukaryota, Metazoa, Rotifera, Eurotatoria, Adinetida, Adinetidae. The record is from the annotation of a GenBank genome assembly.